CGUGAUGCGCGCGUGGUCGACAACCGACACGACGACGACCCAUCACCUCGUCCAUGGGCGCGGACCCAUGAUGGACCGACGAAGCAGGAUGACCAUAGUCUACGCAUGCAAGGACGAUGGACGCUCCUGCGUCCUGGAUGACCGCGUGGCGACGCAGGCCCAAGGGACACCGUACUUCGAGGUCUUGCUCCAUCUCCCGACGCUCCGCGAGGAGGCGACGUCGUACUACGUCCGCGUCGUCCGGCGCCAUGGCAUCUGCGAGCUCGAGAUGCGACCGCCGAUACGAAGCGCGAUCUGGUCGUGCUCCUUCGAGCCAGCGUCGCUAGCGACGUUCCCGGUCGUACCAUACUCGACUCUGCACGAUGCCCCGCCCUUCAUGGAGCCGAGCCUUGUGGCGCCGUCAACCGCGAUUGCGCUCAUGCUGCUCGUGGUCUUGCUGCUUCUUGAGGCCACGCGACGCCGUUUGUCCGACAAGGGUGGUCCUGCACGUCGCUUGCCGCCGCCAUUGCGCUGGGAGACCCGCGACGGGCGUGAGCACGCUGCGUCCACCUUCUCUGGUACCGCGACGGACGUCACGUACCUCGUUCAAAAGCGGCUGUAG
Saprolegnia parasitica CBS 223.65 is the source of this 601-nucleotide messenger RNA. RefSeq lists its product as hypothetical. The coding region runs from base 5 to 601 and encodes 198 amino acids. The record is from RefSeq and is a predicted model, not a curated record. Lineage: Eukaryota; Oomycota; Saprolegniomycetes; Saprolegniales; Saprolegniaceae. The transcript has a single exon.